Messenger RNA from Microthlaspi erraticum, 312 nucleotides. NCBI's taxonomy places the organism in Eukaryota, Viridiplantae, Streptophyta, Magnoliopsida, Brassicales, Brassicaceae. The record is from the annotation of a GenBank genome assembly.
AUGGUGUAUGCAAGAUGUUGUGAAAAGGGGAUGCUGUGGUUUGAGAAGAUAGUCAAGCGGAUGAGGGAUAAGCUGAAGAAGAAGGAGGUGAAGAAACCAGAGGUGAAGAAGAAGAAUGAGGUGGUGGUAGUUGCUGUUGCACGUAAGGCACCAAAAUCCAAAAAGGCAAAGAAGAAUGCAAAGAAGACGAGGAAAGCCCAGAAAAUGAAAGAGAGGAAGCAAGAUGAGGCCCUCAAGAACAUCAUGAAGAAGGCAUCAGCCGCCUCUGCUCCAAACUAUGGAGAGCAUAACCAAUGCAUUGGACUACGUUGA